AUGGAAGUCUUCAGCCUGACCUCCCUAGGAAAGAACCUGCCUAUGACGCCAACACACCAAGGGCUCCCACCCAGGGAAAUGAGUAACUUGCUCUUACCCAUUGGAUAUCCCGAUCAGGAUCGAGCCAAGCUCCGUCAGAUCUCCAAGCUCCCAACCCCCACUGCCUAUCAGGAACACUACCAGCUCUAUGGACAUGUCCAGAACCUACCCAUCUACGACGGAACCGGGUGCAUGCCCGACAGCGUCGGCCGGUGGGUGUUCGAUGGGAGUCGGGUUCGAAAGCUACAGCUAGACGAGCUAGCCAAGGGCAAAGGAGUGCCUGGGGAAUGGCGCGACAAGACCCGAGAGCUGCCAUACAAGGCCGUGGUGGGAGCCACCGCCGUACACAUCUGGACCGUGGUCUGUGACGCGGUGGCCGGGUGGCUGAUCCCCACGCCCAAGGACGGCACUACUUCCUCCGGAGAAACCGACUCAGACACAGUGACAACGGCCGCGGAAACCUGGGCCGACGACGAAGAAGAAGAUGAGGACUGGGACUACACCCUACCGGAUCUCAGCGAAGGCGGGGAGUGGUAUCAGGAGCGCGUCGAGUCCCUGAGACGAGCAACCCGAAACCUGCCGGACCAGGAGGAGGCCUACCAAGACGGACUCGAAGCGCUGAAGAUUCACAGAGACAACUACUCCCCGGCCGGGCCAAAGUACCUUCAAGUGUUAUGGUGGGAAUUCCCCCCGGAGCACCAAGAAGCGGUGCGCCGGGGAUCGUCCAUGCGUUUCCUAGUGGAUCCAGGAGAAGAGAUCGUCCCAAACCCGGCCCUGACCGACGAGCAGAUCCAGGUGGUGGGAGAAUUCGUGGAUGAGCUCGAGGCCCUUGGAAUUGUAAGGGAAGCCACCCAGAAGCUGCGUCGGGUUUGUCCCAUAUUUGUGGUACCAAAACCAGGACAGCCCGGGCAAUGGCGAUGCAUUGCCGACAUGAAGGCCGGUGGGCAGAACCCCUGCUGCAGCUUGGAUCCAAUCUACCUACCAAGCAGCAAAGACAUCCUCCCUCAACUCUACACGGGAGGAUGGACUUCAGUGGCUGAUGCAAGCAAGUACUUCCAUAACUACUACACCUCUAUGAAUCUCCGCCAGGAAACUCAGUUGUAG
This is a messenger RNA of Seminavis robusta, 1143 nucleotides long. The record is from the annotation of a GenBank genome assembly. NCBI's taxonomy places the organism in Eukaryota, Bacillariophyta, Bacillariophyceae, Naviculales, Naviculaceae.